CAAAAUGUGAAUGGCAGUAACACCUCCGGUUGCAACGAGAUCAACUAGGAAAGAAAUUUAAUAACAAAAUCCAAGAGUUAAUAGAGAAAAUAUAUAAGUCACCACCUGGCACCGGCGGACACUCUCAAUAGCCCAUCAUCGUCUGGCCAGGCCAGCUAUAGAAACCAAAGAGGCCCUGCCUUACCGCCGCCUCCUCCUCUUACGUCACCCACAAACAACCUUCUCCCGCCACAAUUGACAAAGUCCGUCACCAAAAGUAACAACAAUGAACUCCCAAUCUGGAGAAGAAGGUCCCGGAGAAGGUGAUAACAGAAAAGAUGAAUCAACCCGGCUAUUAUCGACAUCAGCUGAAUCUCCGAUAAACCCGACAUUAGACGACGAAGUAGCUUUCGAAGCGCGAGAUAAAAUCCUGAUUGUGGAUUUGGACAGCCAGGAUGGUAUUGACGCCGACGAUUACACACCGCCAUUCUCGUGGAAGAAACUGUGGUUGUUUACAGGACCAGGUUUUUUAAUGAGCAUAGCUUUUUUAGAUCCAGGUAAUUUAGAAGGAGAUCUUCAAGCUGGAGCAAUUGCUGGAUAUUCGUUAUUGUGGUUGCUGAUGUGGGCCACGGUUAUGGGGUUGCUGAUCCAGAUGCUAUCGGCGCGUGUAGGUGUGGCCACGGGAAGGCAUUUAGCGGAGUUGUGUAGAGAGGAGUAUCCCAAUUGGGCUAGGUUAAUUUUGUGGUUUAUGGCCGAGGUGGCACUUAUUGGUGCUGAUAUUCAAGAAGUUAUUGGGAGUGCUAUUGCUAUUCAUAUUUUGAGCAAUGGCUUUUUGCCUCUUUGGGCUGGUGUUGUUAUUACAGCCUUGGAUUGUUUUAUGUUUUUAUUUCUAGAGAAUUAUGGAGUGAGGAAACUAGAAGCUGCUUUUGCAAUUCUUAUUGCAACUAUGGCAAUUUCAUUUGCUUGGAUGUUUGGUGACACUAAGCCAAGUGGAAAAGAACUUUUAAUGGGUAUAUUGAUUCCAAGGCUUAGUUCAAAAACUAUUCGUCAAGCUGUGGGGGUUGUAGGUUGCGUCAUAAUGCCUCACAAUGUGUUCUUGCAUUCAGCUUUGGUACAGUCAAGAAAGAUUGAAACACAGAAGAAAGGUCGCGUCCAGGAGGCCCUAAAUUACUACUUGAUCGAGUCGUCUGUUGCUCUUUUGAUAUCAUUCAUGAUUAAUCUAUUUGUGACGAGUGUUUUUGCCAAGGGAUUCCAUGGUAGUAACCAAGCAAAUAGCAUAGGACUAGUCAAUGCUGGGCAGUACCUUCAGGAAAAAUAUGGAGGGGGGCUCUUUCCUAUUCUUUAUAUCUGGGGCAUUGGCUUGUUAGCAGCAGGGCAGAGUAGUACAAUAACUGGUACAUAUGCUGGGCAGUUUAUCAUGGGAGGUUUUCUCAACCUUCGCUUGAAGAAAUGGUUGAGGGCAUUAAUAACUCGAAGUUUUGCUAUUGUGCCAACUAUGAUAGUAGCUCUUGUGUUUAACAAAUCUGAAGCUUCUUUGGACAUUUUGAAUGAAUGGCUAAAUGUGCUUCAGUCCAUACAGAUCCCCUUUGCACUUAUUCCCCUUCUUACCUUGGUGUCUAAGGAGCAAGUCAUGGGGUCCUUUAGAAUUGGGCCUAUUCUUGAGAGGUUGGCAUGGACAGUAGCGAUCCUGGUUAUCCUGAUAAAUGGUUAUCUGUUGCUUGAUUUCUUCGUAUCUGAAGUUAAAGGACUGCUGUUUGGUUUUCUUGCCUGCACUGGCACAGUUGCAUAUAUAGCAUUUAUUAUUUAUCUGGUUUCACGAGGCAGCACUCUAUCUUCGACUUGGCUAAGUUUAGAACUAUCGAAGAGGAAUGCUUAUGCUGGAAAUUGAGUUUGUUCAAGUUCAAAGAAAUUUCAGAAUAUUGGAAUAACAACAGUGUGUCGCCAAGCCUGCCAUAGAGCGCAAAAGUGGUUGAGACGCUCUCAACAUCACAACAUUCUUUCAUUGUCAUAAUCCCUAACCAUGGCGCACACGAAAAGUGAGUAUACAAUCUUACUACUUUUGGCACAGAGGAGCUAUAUGGUCAUGAUGUUUUAUUACUUGAUCAUUUGAGGACAAUAUCUCUUGUUGAUUUGGUGAGAGGCUUUUUUAACGGAAGGGUGAUGACAACUUCCUUGCAAUAGUAGUUUUAGUUUAUAAAAAGUAGGAAGAGUUUAUUAUUAUUAAAUAUUAUUAUUCUUUGUGGCUAUAGUUGAUCUUGUACCAUAGUCAAAAUGUUAUUGUAAUUUACUUGAAGAGACUAUACAACAGAAUGAAAUGACUUUUUUCUA
This is a messenger RNA of Ricinus communis (castor bean), 2307 nucleotides long. Its product is annotated as metal transporter Nramp2. Gene Ontology annotation, molecular function: manganese ion transmembrane transporter activity; cadmium ion transmembrane transporter activity. Bases 266 to 1867 code for a protein of 533 amino acids. NCBI's taxonomy places the organism in Eukaryota, Viridiplantae, Streptophyta, Magnoliopsida, Malpighiales, Euphorbiaceae. Gene Ontology annotation, biological process: metal ion transport. Gene Ontology annotation, cellular component: membrane. The record is from RefSeq and is a predicted model, not a curated record. The transcript has 4 exons.